AUGACCAGCGAGUUGCUGGGUACAUCAAGGGCUAUGUUCGUCGGUUCUGGCAGCACCGAUCAUCGUGGAACUCCAGAUGCACCAGGUCGCGUGGUUACAGUUAUCGAGCGUUCAUUCUGGGAGUCCUUGUCCGACCCGCAACGCGACCUAGAGCAGACCGCAGAUGGCUCCCUGGUAUGGGGAGCAGCAUACCACAUCCCCGCCUCACACGCUGAAGAACGAGGAUCCACGGCCGAGUCAGUCGCCGAUAUUCAGCCAAUAAAAUGCCUGGUCUAUAUUGGGCUGCCAACCAAUACUCAGUUCCUCCGUGAGCCGGCCCUGCGUGAGCCUGAUGCCGUCGCGAAGGUGAUUUAUGCAGGCCGAGGCCAGAGUGGGGAGAACAAGGAUUAUCUCUAUUCCCUUGAGACAGCUCUCGAGGGGCUCGGUCUGGGCUCCUCGGAUAUUCACAUCACCGAUCUAGUACGCCGAGUGAAGGAGAUGGAGAGAAGCUGA
Arthroderma uncinatum is the source of this 492-nucleotide messenger RNA. RefSeq lists its product as uncharacterized. Bases 1 to 492 code for a protein of 163 amino acids. Gene Ontology annotation, molecular function: gamma-glutamylcyclotransferase activity; glutathione specific gamma-glutamylcyclotransferase activity. The record is from RefSeq and is a predicted model, not a curated record. Gene Ontology annotation, cellular component: cytoplasm. Gene Ontology annotation, biological process: glutathione catabolic process. The transcript is spliced from 5 exons. Lineage: Eukaryota; Fungi; Ascomycota; Eurotiomycetes; Onygenales; Arthrodermataceae.